Anarrhichthys ocellatus (wolf-eel) is the source of this 1651-nucleotide messenger RNA. Its product is annotated as putative ferric-chelate reductase 1. The record is from RefSeq and is a predicted model, not a curated record. The transcript has 5 exons. Gene Ontology annotation, cellular component: membrane. Bases 65 to 433 code for a protein of 122 amino acids. Lineage: Eukaryota; Metazoa; Chordata; Actinopteri; Perciformes; Anarhichadidae.
CUGCUCCUCCACUCAAUCUGUCUCAUAUUAAAAUGAUUCUCUCCUUGCAGUGACGGUGGAGGUGAUGGAGAACAGCUCCACAGAGUUCCAGGGUUUCCUGUUACAGGCCAGAAGCAGGAAGGGACUCGCUCUGCUCUGGCCUGUGGGGAAGUUCACUAACAUCAGCACCACCCUGUUUACUGCAUUGCACUGUAACAACAUGGAGAACUCAACUGUCAGUCAGGCAUCAGGAGUCAAGAAGAAGAAAGUGCAGCUGACGUGGGAGGCGCCUAGCAACAGUAGCUAUGGAGACAUCUACUUCAGUGCCACUCUGGUCCAGGACUACACGACAUUCUGGGUCCAGCUGAACACCAGCACUCUGAGACUGGACAGCAACUCUGCAGCUGGAUCUAGGUCUUUUCCUCCUCAGCUCUGCUCUUCAUCAAUCUGCUGAGUCUGUCUGCCUACUGCUGAGACUGAGACACACACACAGACACACACACACACACCAGUGAUUGUAUAAUAUGAAUAGAAGUGAUUGUUAUGAAUGUGCAAUGUGUGAUUCCUGGCCAGCUGCUCUAAAGAAUUAGGGAUCAAAUCUAAAUUCAGUCAUCAGUUCAAAAGUGGACAUAAAGCUGCUGUUAUAAUCUUCAUAAUAAUAUAAUAAUCUGUGCCGCGCCACUGACCAGUGCUGGAAGUCACCGCGGGCUGGUGAAGCGCUGGGUCUCACCUGUGUAUCGGCAGCAACAGAACAUGUGCUGAUCCGGUUGGGAGUCUGGGCGGUCUCCAUUAAAAAUACGUCUCCUGCAGCUGCAUCGUGCUCUACUCCCGGCAACGGAGAGGACGAGGCGAUGGUGUGAGGUGUGUUUAUCUAAUGCACCAUGUUUGUUUCUUGGAUUAAAUCCUACCUCUCAUGUUGGACCGAGGACAGACUGGGUGCUACAGUGACUCACUAUCGCCUCUACAGGUACUCGUGAUUUAUUUUCUGGCCAGAUGUUACACAUUGCGUCUUCAAACAUUGGACAAGGAGAGGCACCAGACAAACAGAUGACAGCUCCUCCUACAGUCCGAUCACAUGACACUAAGUCAGAAUAAAGCUGGAGUUGCCUUGAAGCAUCAGGUUCUGUACUAAUAUUAUUAAGUGUGACCAACAUCACUAUGAUUGUCUUGUGAUAUAGCUCAAAAUAAAUCCACGGGCCAAAUUAAUCAAACUUUCAUGAAACAAAUAAAGUAUUUUCUUAGAAAUGAAAUAUGUGCGAUUGUUAAAUACAGUUCAGUUGGCGUCAUCUUGUUGUGCGUUGCCUCUGUUCAUGGCUAACAGAGGAGCUACUGUAGUUACUCUCCAUAGUCAUGUUGGUGUGGUCACUCUGCAGACUUUAAACAUCUUGAACCAGUUCAAUAAUCCCACUGCUUUGUGUUCAGUGUGCAGUAUGUUGGGUUUAAAGCUCAGUUUUAGAAGCUGUAGUUUUGUGUUAGUCUGAACUUAUUAUGGCCCUUUAACAUGUAGUCAGUCGUGGUGAUAGCUUUGUAUCGAUCCACAAUUACCUUUUGACUCGUGUCCAUAAUGUGAUUUUGUAUCAAUUGUAAUUAAAGUUGUCUCCAUAUCUCACCAGUGAAGAUGCUCAUUGUUGAUAUGAACAUUAACGUGUUACUUGUAGAUAUGUGUGACUGC